This is a messenger RNA of Solanum tuberosum (potato), 1998 nucleotides long. Its product is annotated as tRNA 2'-phosphotransferase 1-like. The transcript is spliced from 9 exons. The record is from RefSeq and is a predicted model, not a curated record. The coding region runs from base 883 to 1668 and encodes 261 amino acids. Gene Ontology annotation, biological process: tRNA splicing, via endonucleolytic cleavage and ligation. Gene Ontology annotation, molecular function: tRNA 2'-phosphotransferase activity. NCBI's taxonomy places the organism in Eukaryota, Viridiplantae, Streptophyta, Magnoliopsida, Solanales, Solanaceae.
CUUUCUCCAUUCAUCUUUCAACUUUUUCCUUCACCGUCUGUUUCUUCUUCCUGUAGUUGUAAUUGUUAAUCAUAAUAUCAAGUGAACAAUUGUUUCUUUUCUUCCUCUAUUAUUUCUUCCAUUGUCUACUUAAAAUUUCAACAAUCACCCAGGUAAUUUAUAAUUAAAAUUGGUUUUUGGCCCAAUUUGAUGACAAAAAUAUAGAUUCGGAUCUGUUGAGAAGCUUUGAUUUUUCACCUUUUUAUGCUCAAAGAUACCAAUUUUUGGUUUCUCCCAUCUCUAUCUAGCUUGCAUGUUGUGGUUUCAGUUGUUUUGUUCAUGAAUUUGAUCAGGGUGUCUUCAUAUCUGUGUUUUUUUUUCCUAUUUGGGUUUGUUAUUGAUGUUCAAUUGUGCUUUUGCUUAGGAGACCCAAUAAUUUGAAGCUUCAAUUUUGGUUUUGUUAUUGAUGUUCAAUUGUGCUUUUGCUUCGGAGACCCAAUAAUUUGAAGCUUCAAUUUUGGUUUUGUUAUUUCAUCUUUUCAUUCUCCCAUGUUGCGUCUCAAAGCUUUCUGUCUGUUACAUGCAGUAAUUAAUUUGGCCUUCUUUCUGUACAUAUGGGUUUCUUCUUUCUAGGUAAAAGCCAAAAAAAUGAAGCUUAGUCCACAGUGUUAAAACUUCCAAGUUUUAUAAUCUGUACGUUUAUGAGCAACUCUUCACUAUACUACUUACUGAGUAUCUGAUUUUUACACCACCGGAUAUGCUUCCAUCAAGAAAAAAGAUGGUUCAUUUUCUCUCUGUUUUCGAAAAAGUUUCCGACUAGUACGUUGCCGCCUUCUUUUUCUUCCUUCACCUCCUUUCACAUCCUUCCUCUCUCCUUCUUUGCUGCCUGGUUUCCCUGCUUCAAUGGACAACACUGGUUUCCACAAACCUUCAUCCUCAUCCUACUCUGCCUUUUCUCAUUCCAAUCGAAGCGGUGGUAGAGGUAGAGGAAGAGGACUGGACACGAGGGAUAAUACAGAAAGAUCAGGGGGCCGUGGCGGUGGUGCUGGAAGCUCCGGCAAAGAUAAAAUUGAUGCUCUUGGUAGACUAUUGACACGCAUUUUGCGGCACAUGGCCUCUGAGCUAAACUUGAAUAUGAGGAAUGAUGGGUAUGUGAAGGUGCAAGAUCUGUUAAAGUUAAACUUAAAAACAUUUGCAAAUGUCCCAUUGAGGUCACACACAGUUGAUGAUGUCAAAGAGGCCGUACGGAAGGAUAACAAGCAAAGAUUCGGCCUUUUGGAAGAAAAUGGAGAGCUUCUGAUACGUGCCAACCAAGGCCAUACAGUAAAGAUAGUUGAAACUGAAAGCUUAUUGAAACCGAUCCUUUCAGCUGAUGAAGUUUCAGUUUGUGUACAUGGCACUUACAAGAAGAAUUUGGAAUCAAUUUUGGAGCAUGGGCUCAAACGCAUGAAAAGGUUACAUGUUCAUUUCUCAUGUGGCUUGCCAACAGACGGCGAAGUAAUUAGUGGAAUGAGGCGAGAUGUUAAUGUCCUCAUCUUUCUUGACGUGAGAAAAGCUUUGGAAGAUGGGAUGAAGCUUUAUAUCUCUGAAAACAGAGUUAUCUUGACAGAGGGUAUUGAUGGUGUGGUGCCAGUGAAGUACUUCCAACAAUUGGAGUCAUGGCCAGAUAGAAAACCUUUGUCAUUAUAGAAUAUGUCAUUUUUUCACUCUUCCUCUCCCCUUAACAUCUGUUUUUCUUCUUACUCCCUUGCACUCUGUUCCCAGGAGGAAUAAGGGAGUAGUGGCACCCUGUGGUGUCUUAAAACAUUUAUUGUGAUUGGAUUCAUGAUCUUGUGUAUUGACCCCUCUAAUGUAGUGAAAUCUAGUAACCACAAAAAUGAAGUCCCACUUCAUGUCAGGUUGAAAUGAGGUUUUUAUAUUCAAGGUGAAGGGUUCAGAAUACAGGCAGAUUAUUCAAAUGCUUGUAAAUAAACAUUGUGAUGGAAGAUAGCAGAAAGUAAUCCUUUCAAUCAAAGAAAA